Molecule: messenger RNA, 1467 nt
Organism: Sardina pilchardus (European sardine)
Lineage: Eukaryota; Metazoa; Chordata; Actinopteri; Clupeiformes; Clupeidae
Product: potassium voltage-gated channel subfamily S member 2
Exons: 2
Coding region: 1-1467 (488 amino acids)
Biological process (GO): regulation of delayed rectifier potassium channel activity; protein homooligomerization; potassium ion transmembrane transport
Cellular component (GO): voltage-gated potassium channel complex; membrane
Molecular function (GO): protein binding; delayed rectifier potassium channel activity
Source: RefSeq, a predicted model, not a curated record
AUGGUGAAGGAGAGCCUGCAGGGCUGGGCCCCGGACCCUGGAGACCCGCUGGUCCACAUCAACGUGGGGGGGCUGAAGCGCAGCCUGUUCUCCAGCACGCUGCGCAAGUUCCCCGACACUCGGCUGGGCCGCCUGCUGGCCUGCGAGUCUGAGGAGGCCAUCCUGCAGGUCUGCGACGACUACGACGAGCAGCUGAGGGAGUUCUACUUUGACCGCAACCCGAGCCUCUUUGCGUACAUCCUGCAUUUUUACCAGACGGGCAAGCUCCACAUCAUGGAGGAGCUGUGCGUUUUCUCCUUCUGCCAAGAGAUCGAGUACUGGGGCAUCAACGAGUUCUUCCUGGACAGCUGCUGCAGCUACCGCUACCACGACCGAAAGCUCGAGACCCGACACAAGAACUGGGACGAGGACAGCGACGAGAGCAGCGUGGACUCGGACGUGGACGAAAUCUCCGACCUCAACAAGGACAUCUUGCUCUUCCAGGACAUGAAGUGUGGCAAUGUCCGCCGGUGCUUGUGGCUGACCCUGGAGAACCCUGGCUACUCCAUCCCCAGCAAGCUCUUCAGCUUAGUGUCCAUCACUGUGGUUCUGACCUCCAUUGCGACCAUGUGCAUCAACAGCAUCCCGGAGUACCAGCUCUACGACCAGGACGGCAAGCCCAUAGAGGACCCCACUCUGCAGGCCCUCGAGAUCUUCUGUGUCUGCUGGUUCAACUUUGAGGUGGUGACUCGCAUGCUUCUAGCUCCAAACCGCCGGAAGUUUUUCAUGAUGCCCCUCAACAUGAUCGACAUCAUCUCCGUGGUGCCCAUCUAUAUCACCCUACUCUUUGACUUGCUAGUCGGCAGUGAAUCCGAGCUGGAAAAUUUGGGGAAAGUGGUGCAGGUGUUCCGACUCAUGAGGAUAUUCCGAGUCCUGAAACUGGCCAGACACUCCACAGGCCUACGGUCACUAGGGGCAACACUAAGGCACAGCUACAGGGAGGUGGGCAUCCUGCUGCUCUACCUGGGCGUGGGCGUGUCCGUGUUCUCAGGCAUCGUGUACACGGCGGAGUACGAGGAGGACGUGGGUCUGGACACCAUCCCGGCGUGCUGGUGGUGGGGCACCGUGAGCAUGACCACGGUGGGCUUCGGGGACGUGGUGCCCGUCACGGUGGCGGGCAAGCUGGCGGCGUCCGGCUGCAUCCUCGGCGGGACUCUGGUGGUGGCGCUGCCCAUCACCAUCAUCUUCAACAAGUUCUCCCACUUCUACCGCAAGCAGAAGGCCCUGGAGGCGUCCGUGCGCAACAGCAACAAGAAGCGGCUGAAGAUGGACGUGGACGCCGGCUCGGAUGGGGACAGCCAGUAUCUGGGGGAUGAGGAUGUGGACGAUGAGGACGAUGACACGGACAGCGAGGGUGGUGUGGUGAACUAUAGCUACGUUGAACAUCUACCUCCUGUAGACAGGCGCAGAGCCGUUUACCCACUCUGA